CCUUAAUUAGACUUUCCUGAGCUAGAGCAUCAUGGUGUGAUCGCUUCCAUCCGCGACGCAGUUGCGAUGGACUUCUUCUAGGAACCAGCUUUGCCUGGGACGGUAAUAUCUCAGCAUUUGUCUGACAGCGCUCUAGCUUCGAAGGAGCUUCUUGAGUAUGAGGACGGCCCCUGAACAUGAACCUAAGCUCCUGUUUUGCAUUCUUAGCAAGAUAAGAUAACCAAAACAGUUUGCACUUCCCUCAGAGACGGUACCCCUAGGCAUGCUUUACAAAUAGGGGUAUGACUUGGACCGAAGCAGCAUCUUUCUCUAGCGGACGAGCAUGGCCCCUAGGCUCCGCCCGCCACGCUUGCCGCCGCGCCGCAAAGUCAUUCGAUACACCUUGCUAGCCUUCGCAGCUGUCUCGCUCCUGAGAAUCGUCACCAUCGACGUGAGGCUCACCGCUGAGGGCGAGGAUUUUGCUAGCAGAGUCUGGGCCUCAUCAAAACCUGCGCCCAUUCCAAUUGAAACCCCUCUAAGCACCAACGCUCUCCCACCAACCAAGUCCGACACGGACUUCCCGAGCGUCAAAGAAAGCGCCCUUGUCGUGGGUUUGAACGAGGCCUUUGGGCAACGGCCUCGGAAGCAGUUGCCCGAGGAAGUCGCGGAGCAGGCCUGCCAAAACUGGUGGCGCGGAUACUCUUCAUACCACAAGACCGUUCUGAGCCACAACGGGUCUGCCGGGUGGCCCGCCCCCCGUUUGGCGGUCGUCAAAAAAGGGCGGGGAGUUUUGGGCGACGGGGGCGGGCUGGGGGACACAGUGUCAAGCCAGGUGUCGAGCCUUGUCUUUGCGAUGCUGACGGGGCGGGUGUUCCAAGUGUACUGGACGAAAGCCAGGUUUGUGCUCGAGAGCCCGUACAUUGACACUCGAUAUACGGGACCAGAGGAGUACCUGGACCUGACGCCGGAUAAGGAGGACGGCGGCCUGGCGCAAAGCGGGGACGGCGCGGCGCAGUCGUCGUGCGUGCAGAUGCCAUACCGGAUCUGGGCAGCUGACUGGUGGCUUGACGACGAGGUGAGGAAGACCGGCGACUUCGACCGGGGCAGAUUGUCACACCAGAUUGAGCUGCUGGACACCAACAAGGGGGUGCUCAGUUUCUGGUGGGACGAGCCGCGGGUCCGCGUACGGAUGCUGGCAGCGGGGCUGGAUCGUGACACUCUCUACGGUUGCGCUCUCAACUUCCUCUUCAGGCCCAUUCCGAACUUGGCUUCCGUGAUGCUUCCGAAAGCGCAGAUGCUGGUGGACGUAAACACUUUCAGUAUCGGCAUCCACGUUCGGACAGACUUCACAGACAGAUCGAUGAAGGGACUGGACGGGGAGAAAACCGUCCAGGAAUAUUGGGAGCCGUUUCAAUGCGCCUUGGACAUUGAGACGAGGUACGCGGAGCUGAUAGGCGGGCGGCAGGUCCUGUGGCACGUGGCAUCCGACUCGGACUCGCUGCGCCAGGAUGCGCGCGCAGUGUAUGGUCAAGGUCGUCGACACGUGUACGUCCUAGAUGCGAAGCCGACAAACGCAUACAUCCAAUCGAAGUCCGAUAGCCAGCCUUGUAGUUACGAGUGGGACUGCUUAGAUCCGGUUCCGAUCAAGGCCCUCGAGGCGACUUUCGUAGAAUGGUGGCUUUUCUCCUUGAACGAUUUUUUCGUGAUCACGGAUUCCGGGAUGUCGGCAUCGUCGGUGGGGCGGUCGAUGAAGAGAAACACUACGUACCACUUGAGUAUAGACCAGGAGGAGAAGCGCGAGAAAGGUCAACCUGUCUGCUUAGGAGAGCCCACUGCAUGGGCGCUAAUUGAGGAUCUGCGUGCGGGCAUGUGAGCAAGUCUGCCAUGGAUGCAACGAAUCGGAAACGCUUGUUCGAAGUUUUGAC
This is a messenger RNA of Klebsormidium nitens, 1904 nucleotides long. Lineage: Eukaryota; Viridiplantae; Streptophyta; Klebsormidiophyceae; Klebsormidiales; Klebsormidiaceae. The record is from the annotation of a GenBank genome assembly.